Molecule: messenger RNA, 738 nt
Organism: Prunus armeniaca (apricot)
Lineage: Eukaryota; Viridiplantae; Streptophyta; Magnoliopsida; Rosales; Rosaceae
Source: the annotation of a GenBank genome assembly
AUGGGUCAAGGGCUUAGUGUUGGGAUAGAUGAUUCGUCAAAUCAGUGUCUUUGCAAGGUUGAUAUUAAGCCCUGGUUGUUCUCCAAGAGAAGAGGGUUCAAGAGUUUGGAAGCUUAUUCUAGUAAAAUUGACAUAUAUUGGGACCUUUCUUCGGCGAAAUUCGGAUCCGGGCCUGAACCUUUAGGGGGAUAUUACGUGGGAGUUGUGGUGGACCGGCAAAUGCUUCUCCUUCUUGGAGAUAUGAGAAAAGAAGCUUUCAAAAAGACUAGUGCCAGCCCUGUGCCUUCUAAUGCUGUUUGUGUCGCCAAGAGAGAGCAUGUUUUUGGUAAGAGGGGCUUCACCACAAAGGCUCAAUUUUCUAAUAAUGGUCAACUGCAUGAUCUUGUCAUUGAAUGUGAUACUCUUGGGGUCAAUGAUCCGUGCCUCCUGGUCCGCGUAGACAGCAAGCCUGUGAUGCAGGUGAAGAGACUUCGGUGGAAGUUCCGGGGGAAUCAUACCAUCUUGGUUGAUGGGCUUGCAGUUGAAGUUUUCUGGGAUGUUCACAACUGGCUCUUUGGUACAUCACCCGGAAAUGCUGUUUUUAUGUUCAAGACAUGCCUCUCAGCUGAGAAGUUGUGGGCUAGCCAACCGCUCUCUGAUCCAAGUGCGUUGCAGUGGUCAUUUUCACAGAGAUUUUCAGAUAGUAAGUCGCAGGGUCUAGGAUUCUCACUGAUUCUGCAUGCUUGGAAGAAUGAAUAG